GCCAUCACAUCCAACUGUUGCUUGAAGUGCAUCGUCGGUCUUGACUCGAAUUCAAAAUCCAUCCUCCCCCAACUCCCAUCCAGACCCGCGAAAAUGUCAGCCUCAAAUCCCCCCCACAACCCCGCCGAGGACGAGGAUGCCGAGCUCGAGAUGCUCGCCGAAGACGAGGCCGAGGAAAUUCUCGAUGGAGAAGAUGCCGAGGGCGACGUGCCCAUGGGCUCUGACGACGAGGGGGAGGAGAUUCUGCUCCAAAACGACAGCAUCGCCUAUUUUGACGGGCACAAAGACUCGGUGUUUGCCAUAGCCCAGCACCCUCUGUACCCCAACCUGGUCGCCACGGGCGGUUCUGAGGGCGACGCCGACGACGCCCCGGGCAAGGGCUACGUGAUCGACACGUCGGCCGCCACGUCGCGCCCCGUUCUCCCGCCGAGCUACAGCUCGGACCCCUCUGCCGCCGCAAGUGCCGCCGGCCAGACCACCAGCCUGAGCCCCCUGUUCGCCAUCGAGGGCCACACCGACAGCAUCAAUGCGCUCGCAUUCACCCUCCCGCGUGGCGACUUCCUCGUCAGCGGCGGCAUGGACGGCCGCCUACGCGUCUACGCCGUCGACAUACCCAGCAACCCCACAUCUGCGCCGCCGCGGUUUACAUUCCUGGCCGAGUCCCAAGAAACCGAAGAGAUCAACUGGCUGAGCCCGUGUCCGGCCGCCGAAUACCCCAACACCAUCGCGCUGGGCGCCUCAGACGGGUCCGUCUGGGUGUUGACCAUCGACGCCUCAGACAAAACCAACCCAAUCCAAAUCACGCAGUCCUAUUUCCUGCACACGGGCCCUUGCACCGCGGGUGCCUGGUCUCCCGACGGCCUGCUGCUGGCGACGGUGAGCGAGGAUAGUUCGCUGCAUGUAUUCGACGUGUUUGGCGUCGCCGCCGCAAAGAACCUCGUCACCGACAACGGCCAGACAGUCGUGUCGCUGACCGACGCCGACCAGCGCUUCGCGGUAGAGGGCGGGCUGUAUUCCGUAGCCGUCUCCCCGACGGGCGGGUUCCUUGCCGCAGGCGGAGCGGGCGGCGCGAUCCGCAUCGUCGGUCUCCCGCGCUUAUCUCCAUCUUCCUCCUCCCAACCGCAACCACAGUCCCGGGGCUCAUCAUCAACCCAAAAGAAAACCCAAGCAACCCAAGCGGGGACCAUCCUCGCGUCACUCGCUCUACAACAAGACAGCGUCGAAUUCCUCGCCUUCUCCCCCCUCCCUUCCACACCCUCCUCCAGCGCCCCAUUACUGCUCGCCGCGGGCUCCGUCGACGGUUCCAUAGCCGUCUUCGACACGGCCCGCUCCUUCGCGCUGCGCCGCCACCUACGAGGCGCCCACGACGGCGAGUCGGUCGUCAAAGUCGACUUUGUGCGCUCCCCCGCAUCCGUACCCGCGGCGGGUUGGCUGCUGACGUCGUGUGGUCUCGACGGCGUCGUGCGCCGCUGGGACCUGCGCGGCGCCACGGCCAGCAGCCAGCAGACGAGCGCCGACAGCAACGCCGGCCUGGUCAAGGAGUGGCGCGGCCAUAGGGGCGGCGGAGAGGGCGGCGGCGUGCUGGGCUUUGUGCAAGGGGAGACGGGCGAGAGGAUUGUUACCGUGGGCGACGACGGGCUUGUUUUGGUUUUCGAGGCUUGAUAUCAUGUGGCCGGCGCGUAUGUAUGUAUGUACGAUACAUGCCGGUUCAUUGAAGAAAAGGGAUGGUAUAUGUAGAAUGAUGGCCCCAGAUGUUUUGCAUGCAUGAAGCCGGCGUUUAUUGCUGGGGAAUUGAAUAAAGUCAUCCAUAUGUUCCUCAUCAUUGAGUGUAUGGCGUCAUUAUUUGCCGAUAUUGACUACAGUGACAGAAGUACUUUAAACACGAAUU
Molecule: messenger RNA, 1888 nt
Organism: Canariomyces notabilis
Lineage: Eukaryota; Fungi; Ascomycota; Sordariomycetes; Sordariales; Chaetomiaceae
Product: WD40 repeat-like protein
Exons: 1
Coding region: 94-1662 (522 amino acids)
Molecular function (GO): protein binding
Source: RefSeq, a predicted model, not a curated record